AUGAACGAGUCUACAUCAGACACACCGUCCGCUACUUCAGACCAUCAGCCGACAAUCCCAACCGAUGCUAUCACAAUCGACGAAGAUGGUGACCUGGAGAUUCUAGUCAGCGCAGGCGAUGCCACGCAGUCUUUCAUCGUCUGCGCUAAGGCUCUUGCCAGGCACUCUCCAGUAUUCAAGAGAAUGCUAUUCGGUGGAUUCAAGAAAUCUAAGCCCUCCAAGAGCGAUAGUGACGAUUGGGUGGUGGAGCUUCCUGGCGAUGAGACGAAGCCUUUCGAGAUUCUUCUUGAUAUCAUCCAUGGAUUGUUCGAGCAGGUUCCCGAGCUUCUCACUCUCGACGAGCUGACAGCACUUCUCGUCUUAACGGACAAAUACGAUGUCACCUCUCUAACACGUCCCUGGGUUGCUGGAUAA
Molecule: messenger RNA, 414 nt
Organism: Colletotrichum acutatum
Lineage: Eukaryota; Fungi; Ascomycota; Sordariomycetes; Glomerellales; Glomerellaceae
Exons: 2
Coding region: 1-414 (137 amino acids)
Molecular function (GO): protein binding
Source: RefSeq, a predicted model, not a curated record